AUGAUACGAAACGGGAGGUACAGAAGAACGCCGCACUUAUUGCGAAAUGGUGUGGGGAGGAAUUCUAAAAGUGCGGCGUUUUUGUGUUCCUCUUGUUUCGUAUCCUCCACAUUGUACUCCACUUUCUCAAUGACGAAAAGAUCUGCGCCAACAACUCCUUCCCGGUCUGCUGCUAGAGAGCCGAAGGCUCCGGUUUUUCAUACUGAUAACGAUACACCAAAUUCCAGUGGUGGUGCAAGAACGCCACUAAGAACUUCCGCCAACUACAAAGUCAUUAUCGGCCACAGAGUCUAUGAUGAGUUCUACGUCGAAUAUGAGGUCGAGCUUCACAAUGGUAAAAAGGUGAAGGCAACGGAAUUCGAUUUGAGGAAAAACCCAAAAAUGUUGGCUGCCUACAAGAAAAAAGUGACAAAUCAAGAUGACGACAGUGUUGGAGAAUGCGUGGUCGAGAAGGUUCUCACUCAUCGGAAGGUAGACGGAAAGCCACUUUACCUCGUUCAGUGGAAGGGAUAUCCACACCCAGUAUGGCGUUCGGAGAUGUGGACUGAAGAUCUCAGCAACUGCAAAAAUCUUCUGAAGGAAUAUCAUUACCAAUUGGAACAAUCUGUUGCAGAAGAGCAAACUCCGUUGAAGUCGGCGCAGAAGUCUGUGAAGAAGCGCGCAAUGCCGUCGUCUAGCGCGGAGGCAGAAAAAAUCAAAGCCACUGAAACUACUCCAAGAAAGCCAGCUAAGCAGCCAAAUCUCGGUUCUGCCAGAAAUUCGAAAGCAAGGAGCUCUCAAAUGGUCGUCAGAAGCGAAGAGGUUCAAGACGAAGAUGAUGUUCGUGCCGAUGACCAGACUGAACAUGAAAAAAAUAUCGCAGAUGUUGGAAACCAAGGAGAGCAGCAAGACACAAGCGGCCUGCGCUGGCUAAUGAACCCUUUCAGAUGGUUCUAA
This is a messenger RNA of Caenorhabditis briggsae, 936 nucleotides long. It is a transcript of the gene Cbr-cec-4, whose product is annotated as Protein CBR-CEC-4. Gene Ontology annotation, cellular component: condensed chromosome; nuclear inner membrane. Gene Ontology annotation, molecular function: chromatin binding. The record is from RefSeq and is a predicted model, not a curated record. Gene Ontology annotation, biological process: chromosome attachment to the nuclear envelope; regulation of gene expression. Bases 1 to 936 code for a protein of 311 amino acids. The transcript has 6 exons. Lineage: Eukaryota; Metazoa; Nematoda; Chromadorea; Rhabditida; Rhabditidae.